GGCCCAUGAUCCAAACCUCUGUGAGACUCCACGCCCUGUUUUCCGGGGAGCCCGUGGAGAUCCAGCCCUACAACACGCUGCUCCUCUUACGUCCCGUCCGCGAUCAGUGAGCUGGCCGCGGAAGAGAUUUCUCCUUCGGCUUGGAUCUUAUCUUUUACUCCAACUGAGCUCUUUCUAGUCUUUUGCGCGCUCGGCAAAUGUCGGGAGCGGUAUAGUGGACGCGUCUGUGCCGAGUCGUGCGCAAAUCUUUCUGAGACUGCGCCUCCGUGGCAAUGGAUUGAUUUCAGUGGUUUUUUCCCUUCCCCAACCUCUGCCUCGACCAAGUUGAGAAAACAGUGUGUAACCUGCGGCUCUCUCCUUCCAGCUACAUGUUUCAUCCGGCCAGUUUUAAAAGUAGCCUACCUGGCUCCGGAUGUUCCUGCACAUUUUAGGACGUUGAACUUUUUUUUUCCUUCUUCUCUUUGUGCAUUCACAGGAGGUGGACGGGGAUUUUAAGGAUUUAUAUAUAUUUAUUUAUUUAAAAAACAAAAACAGCUUCUCCGGGGUUCUUAAAGCCUGCAAAGAUUUAUUCGUGAAAAGUGAUGGCCGAGCGGGGAGCUCUGUCGCUCCUCUCUCUCCUCUGUCUCACCUUUCUCUACACGGAGACCACCGCUGCAAAGCAUGUCGACAAAGCUUCAGCAGUGCAGCCCUUCAGCCCCUUCUGGUUCACCGUGGAGCCCCAGGACACGCUGGCCAUCCGGGGGAACUCCGCUUUCCUCAACUGUUCUGCACACAGCGACGCAGCCACGCCGGCACACAUCGAAUGGAAGAAAGACGGCACCUUCAUGAGCCUGGUUUCAGACGAGAGGAGAAAAAUACUGCCCGACGGCACGCUGUUCUUCAGCCAUGUGGUCCACUCUAAACAUAACAAGCCAGACGAAGGAACCUACCAGUGUGUUGCCACCAUUGAGAACCUGGGAUCCAUUUCCAGCCGCACGGCACGCCUCUCUGUAGCAGGGAUGCCCAGGUUUGCCAACCAACCGUUGCCAGCCACUGCGCGACUUGGGGACAGUCAGGUGAUGGCAUGUGAGGUCAACUCGGAUCUGGUGGCCUUCAUCCGGUGGGAGAAAGACCGACAGCCCCUGGAGCUGAGUACCAGGUUGAUCCAGCUACCGAGUGGAGCCCUGGUUAUAAGCAAUGCCUCGGAGACGGACGCUGGCACGUACCGCUGCCUUGUGGAAAAUGUUGGCUCUUCCAAGUUGAGUGAUGAGGCCGAGCUCCAAACUGUACCAGAAACUGGCGAGGAGAGGAAGCUGGAAUUCCUGGUGCAGCCUGUGUCUGUGACCAAGACGACUGAUGCCAGCGUGCUGCUGCCCUGUGUGGCCACGGGUUACCCUGCACCACGCAUCAGCUGGAUGUUUGGAGACAAGCUGCUGGAAGAGAGUGAUGGUCGGGUGGAGGUGCUGGGAGGGGGCAGUCUACAAAUUUCCAACCUCACGGAGGCAGACGCUGGGAUCUACACCUGUGUUGCAGACAAUUCCAACACCACCAUUGAAGCCCAGGCCCAACUCGCAGUACAAGUUUCCCCGCAGUUCGUGAAGCGGCCGGCCAACAUUUAUGCCCACGAGUCCAUGGACAUCAUCUUUGAGUGUGACGUGUCGGGGUCACCUGCUCCCACGGUCAAAUGGGUCAAGAAUGGAGACGCCGUCAUUCCCAGCGAUUACUUCAAAAUAAUUGAGGACCACAACCUGCAGAUUUUGGGUCUGGUCAAGUCAGACGAGGGCUUCUACCAGUGCCUGGCAGAAAACGAUGCGGGCAACAUCCAGUCCAGCGCCCAGCUUAUCAUCCUGGAUCCAGUCGUAGCCCUGCCCUCUUUCCCUCCCCCUUCACUGACUCCUAACACUACUGACCAUGUAACACCAGGCUCCAGAGGUGUAGGCAGUCCAGCAGGGCCCACCUCCUCGGCCCCCCGAGACGUCGUGGCUUCGCUGGUGUCCACUCGCUUCAUCAAGCUGACCUGGCGUCAACCAGCUGAGCCGCAUGGGGACGAGUUGACCUACUCCAUUUUCUACAGCCAGGAGGGCACGAGCAGGGAGCGAGUCGUGAAUACCAGUCGUCCAGGGGAGAUGCAGGUCACCAUCCAGAACCUCAUGCCAGACACCAAAUAUCGCUUCAGGGUUGUGGCCCACAAUAGCAACGGCCAGGGCGAGAGCUCUGCAGCGCUCAAAGUGGCCACCCAAGCUGAAGUCCAAGUACCCGGCCCGGCUCCUAACCUGCAGGGGGUGUCCAACACGCCGACCUCCGUUUCUCUCAGCUGGGACAAACCCCUCACUGGCAAUGGAGAGAUCCUCUCGUACAAGUUGUACUACACGGACAAGAGCGUCGGCAAAGAGCAGGAUAUUGACGUAGACGGCCAGUCGUACAGCAUGGCGGGGCUGAAGAAGAACACAGAGUACAGUUUCCGUGUGGUGGCCAACAACAGGCACGGUCCUGGCGUCUCCACUGAGGACGUUGUCGUUCGCACCCUGUCUGACGUACCAAGUGCCCCGCCUCAAAACCUGACCAUCGAGGUCCAUAACUCAAAGAGCAUCAUGCUUCGGUGGCAGCCUCCGCCCCUGAGCGGCCAGAACGGGAAGAUCACCGGCUACAAGAUACGAUACCGGAAAGGAUCCCGCAGGAGCGAAUCUGAAACCACUGAAGGCACCCAGCUUUACAAGCUCAUGGAUGGUCUCGAGCAUGGAACAGAGUACUCCUUCCGAGUGUCAGCCAUGACGGUAAAUGGCACGGGACCGGCCACCGAGUGGAUGACGGCAGAGACGUUUGAGAGCGACUUGGAUGAGUCCCGUGUUCCGGACCAGCCUAGCUCACUGCACGUCCGGCCGCUGGUCAACAGCAUCGUGGUGAGCUGGACGCCGCCAGAGAACCAGGACAUUAUGGUGCGCGGUUACGCGAUUGGCUACGGCAUCGGCAGUCCACACGCGCAGACCAUCAAGGUGGACUACAAGCAGCGCUACUUCACUAUCGAGAACCUCGACCCCAGCUCCCACUACGUGAUCACACUAAAAGCCUUCAAUAACGUGGGUGAAGGCAUUCCCGUGUACGAGAGCGCCGUCACCAGAGCACAGUCAGACCCCGAUGUUGACCUGUACGACCUCUUACAUGCUCCAUACACCCCAGUACCAGACCCUCUCCCCAUGAUGCCGCCGGUGGGCGUUCAGGCGUCGGUGCUGAGCCACGACACCAUCAAGGUGACCUGGGCCGACAACUCGCUGCCCAAGAGCCAAAAGGUCACAGAUAACCGCUACUACACAGUGCGAUGGAAGACCAACAUCCCUGCCAACACUAAAGUGAAGAUGGUCAACACCACCAACCUGAGCUACACGGUGCCAGAUCUGAAGCCCAACACGCUGUACGAAUUCUCCGUCAUGGUGACCAAAGGCCGCCGUGUCAGCACAUGGAGCAUGACAGCCCAGGGCACCACCUUUGAGACCACUCCCAGCUCCGCCCCGAAGGAUGUGACUGUGGUGAGCAAAGAGAACAAACCACGCACCAUAAUUGUCAACUGGCAGCCUCCCUCUGAGGCCAAUGGAAAAAUCACUGGCUAUAUCAUCUACUAUAGUACAGAUGUAAACGCCGUGGUCCACGACUGGGUUAUCGAACCAGUGGUGGGCAAUCGUCUGACUCACCAGAUCCAGGAGCUAACGCUGGACACCACCUACUACUUCAAGAUUCAGGCCCGAAACUCAAAAGGCAUGGGCCCCAUGUCUGAGCCCGUGCAGUUCCGCACUCCAAAAACUGAGUCCUCUGACAAAAUGGCUAAUGACCAAGCCUCAAAUCUCACACCAAAGAUGGGACCUUCAGGAAACCAACCUCCACGGGACCCUGUUCCACCAAGAAUUAAAGAUGGGGAAAAUCAUAUCCUGGUCAUUGUCAUAAUCAUCUCAGUGGGAGCCUUCACCAUCAUAGUGGUGGUAGUGGGGGCUUUCCUGUGCACGCGGCGCACCACAUCCCACCAGAAAAAAAAGCGGGCUGCCUCAAAAUCUUCCAACGGCUCUCACAAAUACAAGGGAAACUCCAAAGACCUGAAGCCACCCGAUCUUUGGAUUCACCACGAGAGGCUGGAGCUUAAACCCAUGGACAAGUCGCCAGACCCCAAUCCAGUCAUGACUGAAACCCCCAUUCCCCGCACCUCACAGGACAUCACCCCUGCUGACAGCGGAUUGGAGAGCAACCCCCACCUGCAGCAGAGGCGCAACUCCUACCGUGGCCACGAAUCAGAGGACAGCAUGUCUACACUAGCAGGCCGACGAGGGAUGAGGCCUAAAAUGAUGAUGCCUUUUGAUGCGCAGCCGCCUCAGCCCGUGAUUAGCGCUCACCCCAUCCAUUCCCUCGAUAACCAUCACCACUAUUAUCACAUGGGCAGCCUGUCGUCGGCGACACGCAGCUACCUCUACCACCAGGGCAGCGGGUACCCACGCCCGCACACCUGCACCCCCAUCUCUCAUCUAGACAGGGUGGACUCCACAGAGUCUGUGAGGAAUACUCCCAGCUCUGAGCCCGCCCCUCCUGCCACCGCCUCCUCCCAAGCCUCCUGCCCCUCAGAGAUCCUGGCUGACCCAGAGGGCAGCUACCACGGCUCCACCACCACAGAGGAGGAGCCUAGCUACUCCAGCAACCUGCCCCCACUCCGCUCAGCUCACCCGCAUGCCCACGCCCACCCUCUUAAGAGCUUCGCUGUACCUGCAAUCCCAGCCUCCAGCCACCCAUCCUAUGAGUCUCCCGCCCUGCCCAGCACUCCCCUGCUCACUCAGACCGGGCCUCCCACUCACCCGCAUGUUGUGAAAACAGCCUCCAUCGGAACACUAGGAAGGACACGAACACCGAUGGUGGUCACCGUGCCCAACGCCCCCGAUGUACCAGAGACCAGCAAGAUGCUAGAAGAUGUAGACAGCGUGCUUGCCUCCCUCCCCCCCUGCCCCUCCCCCGCCCCCCGCAGUAACCCUGUUCCUCUCCCCCAGAGCUACGAGCCCGACGAGCUGACCGAGGAGAUGGCCCACCUCGAGGGCCUGAUGAAGGACCUGAACGCCAUCACCACAGCGCCAUGAGCAUGCACUUGCACCAAAACACCACACACAGACAGACACACACACAACCACACACUCUCUGUCACCCCCCACACACACAUACAGAAAGUCACACACCCUAAAGAAAAAAACACAACCAAACAAUACAAAACAAAUCAACAAAACCUUCGGAGCCAGAGGCUGCUGGACACAAAAUGGCUUCUCAUCCCCACGAAAAAGAAAAAAAAACUCUCGCGUCUCCCCCUGCAGAGAAAAACAAAACUUCCAGACUGAAACGUAGGAAUUACUUUUUCCUUUUUUCCCCGGCUUACCUUGCUCAGUCUCAGGAAGGAGAUUGCCAUGAGAGGGAAGAAAAAGUGAGACAACUUCAUCUUUAUAUGAAGAACCAUUCUCAGAGACUAUGAACUUUUAAAAAGGAAAAAUAAAAACAAACAAACAUUGGUCGCUUUCAACCGGAAGAUUGUGAAUUUUUUUUUUUU
This is a messenger RNA of Haplochromis burtoni (Burton's mouthbrooder), 5542 nucleotides long. It is a transcript of the gene neo1a, whose product is annotated as neogenin 1a. Gene Ontology annotation, cellular component: membrane. Gene Ontology annotation, biological process: cell-cell adhesion. The record is from RefSeq and is a predicted model, not a curated record. The transcript has 29 exons. NCBI's taxonomy places the organism in Eukaryota, Metazoa, Chordata, Actinopteri, Cichliformes, Cichlidae. Gene Ontology annotation, molecular function: protein binding. Bases 582 to 5084 code for a protein of 1500 amino acids.